AUGUCGACUACCGAGGUUACGGCGAGUUCUCCUGCGACGAAGAGUCACGAGGAAGUUUGGUUCGAUGAAUCGCCUACUUCCAGUACUACGACUUCUAGCACGUGGACCACUACUGAAGAGGCGACCACGUCCUCAUCAACCACAACUACUCUUUCGUCCUCUACAACUCCGACUACCGAGGUUUCUGCGACUUCUACGACGACGGAGAGUCUCGAGGAAACUAGGGUCGAUGAACUGUCUCCUUCUAGUACAACGGCACCUACUGCAUCGACCACUACUGGAAACGCAACUAUGUCGUCAACGACUAUAGCUACUCUGUCCUCCUCCACAACCUUGCCUACCGAGGCUAUUGCGACUCCUACUACGACGGAGGGUCUUGAGGAAGUUUGGGUCGAGGAAUUGUCUCCUUCCACUACUACGACAUCUGCUACGCCGAGCACUACUGAAGGAGCGACCACGUCCUCGACAACCACAACUACUCUGUCCUCCCCUAAAACUCCGACUACCGAGGUUCCUGCGACGGAGAGUCUCGCGGAAGUCUGGGUCGAUGAAUUGUCCCUUCCCA
This is a messenger RNA of Perkinsus marinus ATCC 50983, 565 nucleotides long. RefSeq names its product merozoite surface antigen 2, putative. The record is from RefSeq and is a predicted model, not a curated record. The annotation marks the transcript as partial. The transcript has a single exon. Lineage: Eukaryota; Perkinsozoa; Perkinsida; Perkinsidae.